This is a messenger RNA of Penicillium brasilianum, 2436 nucleotides long. The record is from the annotation of a GenBank genome assembly. Lineage: Eukaryota; Fungi; Ascomycota; Eurotiomycetes; Eurotiales; Aspergillaceae.
UCGAAACAGCAUUCACUCUGUACGUACGUGAACGGCUGUUCGAACUCAGCCGAUGCUGGUGGACGCUCCCAUGGAGGAAAAAUAAAGCCAUUCAGCUUUGCCCCUUCCAGCACGAUAAUCUCUUCACGAGUCGUGAGUUUGCGCUUGGACGUAGGGGGUUGCAGCUUGGAGACAGGUUUUUGGCGGGCCGCUGAUUGCCAGUCCGCGGCCGCCUUGAUCCGCUCGGCGCGGGUGAUGAGUUCCUUGCAUUUAGCAUCGAGUUGAACCUUGUCAUUAGCUGGCGCGAGGCGCAAAGCCUUCAUGUAUUGUUCGGCGGCAUUGAUGGCAGCUUCCAGAGCCGCUUUUUGAGACGUGGCGGAGGCUAUCGCUCCUUCGGCUUGCUAACUGCCGAUUAGCGAUUCCGCCUUUUUCAUGUCUCCAGUCUGGGAAAAUAAGGUGUGGGUGGGAGCCAUAUUUACCAACGCCUGGGAAACAUGCAAGUUCAGCGUAGCCCCGUGGGGUCUAGACAUGGCUCGCACUUGCGCUGGAGUCGCAGGGAAAGCCGAUCUUCUGGGCUGGAUUGUUCAACUAGCAAGUGGAAUUGCUGCCGAAGAGUGGUUGGAGGCCGACGUGCCCCGCAACGAAAGGCUGAACUAGGGAGCCAUCGGCCUCUCCUACCACCACCAGAACAGUCACCGGUGGGCGGUCGAAUCUCGGAACGAGCUAAUUAGUAGAUGCUCGUUCCAAUCCGAGUCAUUCACUCAGAACCCGCCGGUGGAUAUGCUGUUGUGCACCUCCAGAGUCUCCGGAGCUGAAGGCUGACCUAAGCUGGUCAGGCCGACCAGGGCUCCGAAAGGACCUCGGCUCGCAGCGCUUCACCGCAGCGCCGAGGUGCUUUUGCCCUGCGCCUGUGCCAGUCCGGUUUGUUGCCAUUCCGGCUUGUAGGCUCGGCCGUUUUGCUUUCGGUUGAUAUCGGUUACUAUGAUAUUGAGUAUCUUGGUGAUGCAUCCGAGAUCUUCUUUCUUGAGCCCCUGAUUGAAUCUCCCGCCUUCCUCCUCGUCAUUUGUUCUUGAUUUAUUCCGUGUUCCGGAGUAAGCGUCCAUCGACGUCGUCAAGCGCGUCAACUCGAUAUACAUUAUGGCUGGCCAAUCCAAGCCUGUACGCCUCUCCCCGUGGGGAAGCGCCGUUGCGGGCGCAACGGGCGCCGUUCUGGCAAAUGCGCUGGUAUACCCAUUGGACCUGGUGAAGACGAAAUUGCAGGUUCAAGUCAAGCAAACGAAAGGCGCCGAAGGACAAUCCGAAGUGGAACACUAUGACGGGACUGUGGACGCUAUCACAAAGAUUGCAGAGAAGGAGGGUAUUACGGGUCUGUACUCUGGCAUUGCUGGCGCUCUGCUCGGAGUUGCCUCGACGAACUUUGCCUACUUUUACUGGUACAGCGUUGUUCGCACUCUGUAUUUGGCUUCCAACAAAGGCUCCGCGAACCCUGGCACUGCGGUCGAGCUGUCUCUGGGUGCGGUGGCUGGUGCCGUCGCGCAGAUCUUCACCAUUCCCGUGGCAGUGAUCACUACCCGCCAGCAGACACAGCCCAAGGGCGAGAAGAAGGGAAUGAUCGAGACCGGUCGGGAGGUCGUUGACAGCGAGGACGGCUGGUCCGGCCUGUGGCGUGGCCUCAAGGCCAGUUUGAUUCUGGUUGUCAACCCCGCCAUUACCUACGGAGCUUAUCAGCGCCUAAAGGAGGUCAUUUUCCCCGGAAAGAAUAACCUCAAACCUUGGGAGGCUUUCCUCCUCGGUGCCAUGUCCAAGGCUUUAGCAACCAUUGUAACUCAGCCUUUGAUCGUCGCCAAGGUUGGUCUGCAGUCCCGUCCCCCACCAGGUCGACAGGGCAAGCCCUUCAAGACCUUCGGUGAGGUCAUGAAGUAUAUUAUCGAGCACGAGGGUAUCCUCUCACUUUUCAAGGGCAUUGGCCCUCAGAUUACGAAGGGUCUGCUGGUGCAGGGUCUAUUGAUGAUGACCAAAGAGAGGAUGGAACUCAUGUUCAUUCUCCUAUUUGCCUACCUCCAGCGGAUCAGGAAGGAGAAGCUGCGAAAGGCAGUGGACUCUGCUGCGGCCAAGGCAAAGACCAGCCUGCCCGCCACCCUGAAAUAGACGACCCCUGUUUAGUUACGCCCUUUUUCUUCUGUGUCCCCAUUUACUUGUUACUUUGAAGACACUUUAAAUGUCUCGGUCUAUGGCGUGCUGUUCUUUCUGUUUGCUCUUUUGAUCCUUUGUCUAGACAUCUCUGGGCUCUUUGAUCCUUGGGAGACUCCUGAUAUAGUAGAAAGCGACUUUUUCUACUCUGACAUUCGAGAUAGACUUGUACAUAAACGUUCGGCUUGCAGCUCAUCUCAUUCCGCUGAAUGCUCAAAAGUAAAUUUCCCACUGGAGUAGAAAAAAUAACAGUAGUUAGUUGUAAAU